AUGACCUCGACCGCCUCUUCUCCCCAGAGCGCCAGCCUCAAGCGAGCGUAUCAAGCUGACGAAUCCUCCCACCCUCAGGCUCCCAACCACGACGUCCUGCUGCAGACCAACUCCCCUCCUCACAGUUCGGCCUCGGCCACCUCCGCCUUCAGAAACGUAUCGGCCUGUAACCGUUGUCGCGUCAGGAAGAACCGCUGCGACCAACGCCUCCCUGCGUGCAGCACCUGUGAGAAGGCCAAUGUCCGCUGCGUAGGCUAUGAUCCGAUCACCAAAAGAGAGAUCCCACGAAGCUAUGUCUACUUUCUCGAGACGAGGCUGGCCUACUUCGAGCAGCUGCUCAAGGCGAAUGCAGUCCCCUUCAAUGCCGCCGACGUGUACGGCGCCGAGUCCAAAGAGCUUGGGAGCGGUGCGCAAUCACCGGCCAGCACAAAAGCCUCGGGGCCAGGUCCACGGUCACCUAGCGCUGGCUCUCCACAGACCAUCAAGAACGGCGAUUGGGAGAAAAAGCAGGAGGAUGAUAAAUUGAACAAUUUGGUGUCCAAUAUUGGCAUGGUCUCUGUGCAAGGAGCAUCCGACGCGCGAUAUUUGGGCUCGACAUCUGGCAUAUCGUUUGCCCGUGUGGUCCUGGCCGCUGUGAAGAGUUCGGUAUCAAGCAGCAACUCGGAGAGGGCUGGAACUCGACCCAGCCGUCCCAUCCCAAACGUUGCUAGUUCAGGCGGAAGCUCGAUGCGCGACUCAUACUUCGGAUUACAGACGAAGCCUACAAUCAAAGAAGCCGCCUUCCCUGAUCGCGACUUGGGUUGGAAACUCGUCAACCUGUAUUUUGAACACGCCAAUCCCCAGAUUCCAGUCCUGCACCGCGGAGAAUUCAUGGAGCUUUUCGAACGGACCUAUUCUACAGAGCCUUCCAAUCGGACAAGCCGGGACCUGUACUUUCUCAAUAUCGUCUUCGCCAUCGGUGCUGGCAUCAUCUGGGGAUCCUCAGACCCGCAACCAAACUCCCAACCAGGAGACUAUGUAUUCAAGAGACCCCGGCUAUCGAGCCUGCAAGCCCAGCCUGAAGAAUAUCACGCGUCGGCGAUUAUCAAUCUUGGGUCGUUUCUCGGCUCUACUUCGCUAGAUGCGGCCGAACGUCCCAACGGCGAUCUCGAAGAACUUCAGGCGGUCUUAUUGCUUGCUGGGUUCGCCUUGCUCAGACCUGUGGCGCCUGGACUGUGGUACAUUGUAGGCGUUGCCAUGAGGUUGGCCGUCGACCUCGGCCUCCACUACGAGGAUGGGUCUGAUAUUGAAGAUGUUGCUGAAGGUCAAGACGGUGGCGGCUACGCACUGGGCCACGCUAGCACAAGACCUACGAAAGCACUCGACACGAAAGAGAAGGGUCGUCGAGAAUGGAUCCGAGAUUUACGCAGGAGACUGUGGUGGUGCACGUACACCUUCGACCGACUGGUCAGCACCUGUGUAGGAAGGCCGUUUGGCAUCACGGAUCAGGUUGUUACGACAGAGUUCCCGUCCUUGCUCGACGACAAGUAUAUCACCAGAAGUGGAUUCUUGUCGCCGAGAUCUCAGGACGAACCUACCUACAAGCGCGUUGCCCGCCACUAUUUCAGACUGAGAUUGUUACAAUCCGAGAUUCUGCAAGUCCUUCAGCAUCAACAAGCGCAGCAAGCCCGUCUUAAUGGCACCAAUCGACGCAAUCAAUUCAUGCAUACCAAACUGCCUUCACCGUUCCUGAGCAAGUUUGAUUCAUUCCGGUCCUGGCGACGAGACAUAGACCAGCGACUGUAUGAAUGGAAAGUAUCGGCCCCUGAACCGUCGGAGACCGGGGUAGGCUUCUCAGUCCAAUUCCUGGAGCUGAACUACUGGCAAGCAGUGAUCAUGUUGUAUCGACAGAGUCUCAGCGUGCCAGCUCCGUUCGUGCACGAGUUCAGCCCGACCGAAGAGGUCUCUAGCCCUGCCAGUAUCAGGACCGAGGAUAAAGAAGACGAAGAUCUUGUCUUCCUCAAGUGCGCUGAAGCAGGACAGAAGACCUUGAAAUUGUACCGGCAACUGCAUCGGUUACGGCUUGUCAACUACACGUACCUCGCGACGCACCACCUAUUCAUGGCGGGCAUUUCAUUCCUGUAUGCCGUCUGGCAUUCUCCAGCUGUCAGAGCUCGUCUGACUCUGGACGAUUUUGACUUCACCGUUCUUGCCGCAACGUCGGUCCUCGGUGAUCUCAUGGAGAAGUGCCCGCCUGCCGAAGCGUGUCGUGAUGCCUUCGAACGAAUGAGCAAGGCCACAGUCCAGAUGUGCAUGUCCACGCCAGGUUUCGGCUUUUCCCUGGAGCGCGACGAGCCACGCCAAUCGCUUUCAAGACAGUCCAGUCACCAGAACGCACCGACACCCAUGCAAGUCGACUCGUACUCACAGUCCCGUGCCCCUCGGCGGCCGGUGAUGAAGCGACCGCCUCCCAAAUUUGACAUGGACCUCCGCGAACUCUUUCCCGAGGAUGUAGAACUCAGUGGUCGACCGUCUCAUUCCUUCCCCCAGCCUCUCCAAGGCCUGCAGCAACGACAGCAGACAUACCACCAGCAGCAGGCAUCGCCACGGCCACCACAAAUGUCACCCGCAUCUAGCAUCAAUUCACAAAUCAAUGGCGGUAUGGGUAUGGGCUCGCAGACUGGCGCCAGUAACGGCCCCUUCAUGUUCAACCAGCCUCAGUCGCAGGAGCCGUUCUACAUGCAAAACACAUACAACCCGGACUUCAUGUCGUCAUUGCCCGGGAUGGAUUUCCUAAACACCGCCCGAGCCAGCGACGAAGACUUCAACUUUGACACCGGCGGGCUGGACCUUGGCUUCGGGAUGGGCCUCGACUACCAACAUGAUUGGAGUGACAGCCAACAGUAUGAUCUAUUUGAUGGAUUUUUCUUUGGUGGAAACGGUAAUGGCAAUGGCAAUGGGAAUGGGACCGGCAACGGGAAUGGAAGCAGGAGUGGUGGUGACGGCGGUGGAGGCGCCGACGGGACUUGA
Messenger RNA from Capronia epimyces CBS 606.96, 3009 nucleotides. RefSeq lists its product as uncharacterized. Gene Ontology annotation, biological process: positive regulation of transcription by RNA polymerase II; DNA-templated transcription. The transcript has 2 exons. Bases 1 to 3009 code for a protein of 1002 amino acids. NCBI's taxonomy places the organism in Eukaryota, Fungi, Ascomycota, Eurotiomycetes, Chaetothyriales, Herpotrichiellaceae. Gene Ontology annotation, molecular function: DNA-binding transcription factor activity, RNA polymerase II-specific; zinc ion binding; sequence-specific DNA binding. The record is from RefSeq and is a predicted model, not a curated record.